CCUGCUCCUCCUAACCAAGCUAACCGCUAUAGCCCUGCUCCUCCUAACCAAGCUAACCGCUAUAGCCCUGCUCCUCCUAACCAAGCUAACCGCUAUAGCCCUGCUCCUCCUAACCAAGCUAACCGCUAUAGCCCUGCUCCUCCUAACCAAGCUAACCGCUAUAGCCCUGCUCCUCCUAACCAAGCUAACCGCUAUAGCCCUGCUCCUCCUAACCAAGCUAACCGCUAUAGCCCUGCUCCUCCUAACCAAGCUAACCGCUAUAGCCCUGCUCCUCCUAACCAAGCUAACCGCUAUAGCCCUGCUCCUCCUAACCAAGCUAACCGCUAUAGCCCUGCUCCUCCUAACCAAGCUAACCGCUAUAGCCCUGCUCCUCCUAACCAAGCUAACCGCUAUAGCCCUGCUCCUCCUAACCAAGCUAACCGCUAUAGCCCUGCUCCUCCUAACCAAGCUAACCGCUAUAGCCCUGCUCCUCCUAACCAAACUAACCGCUAUAGCCCUGCUCCUCCUAACCAAGCUAACCGCUAUAGCCCUGCUCCUCCUAACCAAGCUAACCGCUAUAGCCCUGCUCCUCCUAACCAAGCUAACCGCUAUAGCCCUGCUCCUAACCCUAACCAAGCUAACCGCUAUAGCCCUGCUCCUCCUAACCAAGCUAACCGCUAUAGCCCUGCUCCUCCUAACCAAGCUAACCGCUAUAGCCCUGCUCCUCCUAACCAAGCUAACCGCUAUAGCCCUGCUCCUCCUAAUCAAGCUAACCGCUAUAGCCCUACUCCUCCUAACCAAGCUAACCGCUAUAGCCCUGCUCCUCCUAACCAAGCUAACCGCUAUAGCCCUGCUCCUCCUAACCAAGCUAACCGCUAUAGCCCUGCUCCUCCUAACCAAGCUAACCGCUAUAGCCCUGCUCCUCCUAAUCAAGCUAACCGCUAUAGCCCUGCUCCUCCUAACCAAGCUAACCGCUAUAGCCCUGCUCCUCCUAACCAAGCUAACCGCUAUAGCCCUGCUCCUCUUGCCCAUAACCAACCGCGUGUUGCAACCCAUAACCAGCGCCGACUGAGCCCUGCACGUGCUCCUGCAACCCGACCUACUGUCCAUGUUAGGUUCGCGACAACUGAAAACCACAACACAGACGGGCACUGUGACUCCCGGAUGGCAAACAGUGCUACGGCCUUCAUGAAUAACACAGACCAGACCUAUGGACACCCAGAGCAGACCUAUGACUCGCAAUUGGGGGAAGGCAUAGCAGAAAUCGUAAACAGUAUGAUGUAG
Procambarus clarkii (red swamp crayfish) is the source of this 1263-nucleotide messenger RNA. Lineage: Eukaryota; Metazoa; Arthropoda; Malacostraca; Decapoda; Cambaridae. The record is from RefSeq and is a predicted model, not a curated record.